This is a messenger RNA of Brassica oleracea var. oleracea, 1401 nucleotides long. Its product is annotated as probable mitochondrial adenine nucleotide transporter BTL2. The transcript is spliced from 4 exons. The record is from RefSeq and is a predicted model, not a curated record. NCBI's taxonomy places the organism in Eukaryota, Viridiplantae, Streptophyta, Magnoliopsida, Brassicales, Brassicaceae. Bases 59 to 1255 code for a protein of 398 amino acids. Gene Ontology annotation, biological process: transmembrane transport.
GGUCCGCAACUCAGCUCUCCUCUACAAAUCCUAAAGAAUAUUCUUCUUCAUUAUCCAAAUGCCAGGACUCAACAUCUUACCUCACGAUCCCUCGUCUCCCUCCAGCUCCAGCGACCUAUCCAAUGAAGCUUUCUUCAUCACAGGAGGUUUGUUUCUCGAACCACCAGACCUCUCGUCUCCCUUCUUCCGCUCCAUCUCCUCCAAAUGCAUUUGCCCAGACUCAAAGCCUCUGCAUUUCACCGGUCACCGGAGAAACCAAACCCGUCUCCGUUCCGACAAGAACUUGCUUUUCCUGUCCGUAAGCUUGAGUAAAGACGAAAAAACAGUUUCUAAUGGAGCGAGGAGGAGGAGAAGCGGGACCAUGAACACACGGAAGCAUCUCUGGGCUGGUGCUGUAGCUGCCAUGGUUUCAAAAACUUUCUUAGCCCCACUUGAGAGGCUAAAGCUUGAGUACACAGUUCGCGGUGAACAGAGGAACUUAUUGGUGGUGGCUAAGACGAUUGCGACCACGCAAGGCUUCAGAGGGUUCUGGAAAGGCAACUUGCUGAAUGUUCUCAGGACGGCUCCUUUCAAAGCCGUCAACUUUUGUGCCUACGAUAUGUACAGAAAGCAGUUGCUUAGACUCGCUGGGAACGAUGAAGCUACUAACUUUGAGAGGUUUGUUGCUGGUGCUGCUGCUGGGAUCACUGCUACUGUUCUCUGCUUGCCUCUUGACACUAUACGAACCAAACUAGUGGCUCGGGGUGGAGAAGCCUUAGGAGGGAUCGCAGGAGCGUUCAAGUAUAUGAUCCAAACCGAAGGAUUGUUGUCUCUCUACAAGGGUCUAGUCCCAUCGAUAGCAAGCAUGGCUCUGUCCGGUGCAGUUUUCUACGGCGUUUACGACAUCCUUAAGUCAUCUUAUCUGCAUACACCGGAAGGCCGGAAAAGACUGAAAGACAUGAAGCAGCAGGGGCAAGAACUCAAUGCUCUGGACAAGCUUGAGCUAGGACCUAUUAGAACUCUUCUGUACGGUGCUGUAGCAGGUGCUUGUACUGAAGUAGCUACGUAUCCUUUUGAAGUAGUGAGACGACAGCUUCAGAUGCAGAUUGGUAGAGACAAGUUGAAUGCUUUGGCUAUGGGGAUUAAUAUUAUUGAAAGAGGAGGGAUCCCUGCUUUAUACGCUGGGCUAUUACCUAGCUUGCUUCAGGUCUUGCCUUCUGCUGCAAUAAGUUACUUUGUCUACGAGUGUAUGAAGAUAGUGCUUAAAGUAGAAUGACAAGAAGAUAAUAGAUUCCAAGAGCAUUCAUGCAUCAACACAAUGCAAUGAUAGUUUUGUUCUACUUUUGAUCCUUUGAAAUUGCUAAAAGAUAUUGAAAAUGAAAAUACAACUUCAACUUAUUUGAUAAACAUCAUCUUCUUCAC